AUGGGGGCGGUAACAAGUGCGGUGAUAGCAAUCGCCGGAAUAAUCUUGGGAUGGAUAACGAUAGAGAUGGCUUGUAAGCCUUGCCUUGAGAAAGGCCGUGAAGCCAUGGACAGAUCUCUCAACCCCGAUUACGAUCCCGACGAUCAAGACGUCGACGCUGCAUCCUCCGGCGCUGGCGCUCCUCUCCUCUCCAAUCGUCCACCGGAGAUCCCCGAUCCUUCCACCGGGGUGACCAAGUCAGUCUGA
This is a messenger RNA of Microthlaspi erraticum, 246 nucleotides long. The record is from the annotation of a GenBank genome assembly. NCBI's taxonomy places the organism in Eukaryota, Viridiplantae, Streptophyta, Magnoliopsida, Brassicales, Brassicaceae.